Molecule: messenger RNA, 2730 nt
Organism: Budorcas taxicolor (takin)
Lineage: Eukaryota; Metazoa; Chordata; Mammalia; Artiodactyla; Bovidae
Gene: FHIP2A
Product: FHF complex subunit HOOK interacting protein 2A
Exons: 17
Coding region: 21-2318 (765 amino acids)
Source: RefSeq, a predicted model, not a curated record
UGCUGCAGUCCCGGGACAAGAUGUUCUCCAAGUUCACCUCCAUCCUGCAGCACGCCGUGGAGGCGCUUGCACCUUCUCUUCCUUUACAAGAAGAUUUUGUUUACCACUGGAAAGCAAUUACCCAUUACUAUAUAGAAACUUCAGAUGAUAAAGCCCCGGUGACAGAUACAAAUAUUCCAUCUCAUCUGGAACAGAUGUUAGUUAUCUUAGUACAAGAAGAAAAUGAACGGGAAUUUGGAGAGACGGGGCCAUGUAUGGAAUAUUUACUUCAUCACAAGAUCUUGGAAACAUUAUAUACCUUAGGGAAAGCUGAUUGUCCUCCAGGAAUGAAACAACAAGUCCUGGUGUUCUAUACCAAACUUUUGGGGAAAAUCCGGCAGCCACUACUUCCACACAUUAAUGUGCACAGGCCAGUGCAGAAGUUAAUUCGACUAUGUGGUGAAGUCCUUGCAACACCAACAGAAAAUGAAGAAAUUCAGUUUCUCUGCAUUGUGUGUGCAAAGCUGAAACAAGAUCCCUAUUUGGUUAAUUUUUUUCUGGAGAACAAGUUUAAAUCACUGGCUUCCCAAGGAGGCCCAAAUGCAAUUUCAGAAGAUGUAUUAAAAGGUCAAGAUUCCUUGUCAACAGAUACAGGCCAGUCCUGUCAGCCAGAGGAACCGUCGGGUGCUUCUGGAACGGAGCACACAGACUUAGAAGAUGAGCCUUCUCGUCAGAUGGGUGACCUGUCCACGAGCUUGGAAAACCUCAGUGUCACUGAAUUGCCAGAGGCCACAGUUGUUCGUCCAAACCAGGAUUACAACCUAGUGAAUUCUUUGUUAAAUCUUACUAGAAGUCCUGAUGGCCGAAUAGCCGUGAAAGCCUGCGAGGGCUUGAUGCUCUUAGUGAGCUUGCCAGAGCCAGCUGCUGCCAAGUGCCUCACGCAGAGCACGUGCUUGUGCGAACUGCUCACCGACAGGCUCGCCUCCCUGUACAAGGCCCUACCUCAGUCAGUGGACCCCUUAGAUAUUGAAACAGUGGAAGCAAUUAACUGGGGCUUGGACUCAUAUAGUCAUAAAGAAGAUGCUUCAGCAUUUCCCGGAAAAAGAGCCUUAAUUUCAUUUCUCUCCUGGUUUGAUUAUUGUGAUCAACUCAUAAAGGAAGCACAAAAGACUGCUGCUGUUGCUCUUGCCAAAGCUGUUCAUGAAAGAUUUUUUAUUGGUGUUAUGGAACCUCAGCUAAUGCAAACUUCUGAGAUGGGUAUUCUGACAUCAACUGCUCUGCUCCAUCGCAUUGUUCGGCAAGUAACCUCCGACAUUUUGCUUCAAGAAAUGGUGUUUUUCAUCCUUGGAGAACAGAGGGAACCAGAAACUCUGGCAGAAAUUAGCAGACAUCCUUUAAGACAUAGGUUAAUUGAACACUGUGAUCACAUAUCUGAUGAGAUCAGCAUAAUGACAUUAAGAAUGUUUGAACAUCUUUUACAAAAACCCAAUGAGCACAUUCUUUACAAUUUGGUCCUAAGAAAUCUUGAAGAAAGAAACUAUACAGAAUAUAAACCUGUGUGCCCAGAAGAUAAAGAUGUAGUGGAGAAUGGAUUAAUAGCAGGAGCAGUAGAUCUGGAAGAAGAUCCCUUAUUUACUGACAUUUCACCAGAUAACACUUUGUCAAAUCAAGAGUGGCUUAGUUCCUCACCUCCUGCUACUCCAGACCACCCCAAAACCGAUGGGAAAACUGAAGUCCACAAAAUUGUAAAUAGUUUUCUCUGUCUGGUCCCAGACGAAGCAAAAUCGUCCUACCACGUGGAGGGCACUGGAUAUGACACCUACCUCCGAGACGCUCACAGGCAGUUCCGGGACUACUGUGCUAUCUGCUUAAGAUGGGAGUGGCCUGGCUCUCCAAAAGCAUUGGAAAGGUGCAAUUUAGAAGCAGCUUUCUUUGAAGGUCAUUUUUUGAAAGUCUUAUUUGACAGGAUGGGAAGAAUUCUCGAUCAGCCAUAUGAUGUCAACUUACAAGUAACGUCGGUGUUAUCCAGACUUUCUCUCUUCCCUCAUCCGCACAUACAUGAGUACCUCUUGGACCCUUAUGUGAACCUUGCUUCUGGCUGUAGGUCUCUAUUCUCUGUAAUCGUCAGGGUUGUUGGAGACCUCAUGGUUCGAAUCCAGCGUAUUCAAGACUUUACUCCCAAGCUUCUACUAGUCAGAAAGCGAUUACUUGGUCUGGAACCUGAAGGACCUGUGAUUGACCACAUCACCUUGUUGGAGGGUGUGAUUGUGCUGGAAGAGUUCUGUAAGGAGCUGGCGGCUAUCGCCUUUGUGAAAUACCACGCAGCCUCCACACCCUAAACAGCAUCUUUCAAGUAACCAGGGGAACAGUAUGAUCAUGUACAUUUCAUCAAAAAAGCCUCAGUUCCACCCAGCCACGUGACAAUAAAAAGCCUUUUUAAACGAAGCAUUGCUGUAAACUGGACAGAACCGUUCAGAACCCACUAAGUGGAUGCUCUCAGUACAGUGUUGUGUGAUGUUGUUUUCACUGGCUUUAUCAUAAUGGUUCUGUAUAUAAAGUUGCACGUCCUUGAAUCCAGGAUACAAUCAGAGGAACUUCAGGAAAUAAGCAUUUCUGAAUGCCUGUGUGAAAGCUGCAAAGUUUCUGAUGUCAUGACUUUGAUGAUAUUUCUGUUAAUCUAAUAUCCUUUUAGGUAGCAAGGCCUUUUGGCAUUCUUUGGGACUCAAGUGCUUACAUUCUUUUGGAUUAACA